GAUGGAGGAUUGAGUCUUACUUGGGUACUUGCUUAGUUGGAUUAAGAUUUUAAAUAUUGUUCAUUUUAAGUUAACUAGAUUCCGACUGGUUUUCUCAGUAUCUUGGAAAAUGUAUGCAAUCAAACGAACUGAUCUCAUCUUUGAACUUAGUCAACGUUGUGUAAAAACUGAAUAUACAGUCGACUCAAACGGUAAUGUUGCUGUAAACAACACUGGAGUGGCCUUGAUCAACUCUCAAGUUUCAGUUGUUGGAACUGCUAAGCCAGGAACUCAAUCAAAUGUUUUUGCUGUCAGCUUCUUCCAAUUCUCUCCAUCUGCUCAAUACUGGAUUGUUGAUACUGAUUAUGAUACAUACUCUUUGGUCGUUUCUUGUAAUGAUGUUCUUGGUUUAUUCAACUUAAAGAAUGCUUGGAUUUUAUCACGAAAACCAAACUUAGACAGCGAUAUUGUAGAUAAACUCGUUGCUAAACUGAAGGCUAUUGGAGUUGAAACCGAUAAACUUACAAAAACCGCCCAAGAUUGUGGCAAUUAAAGGAUGUCAGUUUAAAACAAUCAAAAGCAGAACAAAUUACCAAUUUAAACUUCCAUUACAAUAUG
This is a messenger RNA of Tetranychus urticae (two-spotted spider mite), 597 nucleotides long. The record is from RefSeq and is a predicted model, not a curated record. Lineage: Eukaryota; Metazoa; Arthropoda; Arachnida; Trombidiformes; Tetranychidae.